UGAUGUUCUUGGUGGGGAAGUGUUAGGCUGCUGCACCGCCGUCUAAGCAUGGCGUUGCAAGCACGUCUCUCUGGCUAAGCGUCUUACUUUCAUUUCGAAAGAUCCGUGAAAAAAGGACCACAGGAAACCAUGGAGCCGCAGAGGAAGCGCUUGAAACAUUCCGAUUGUGACUCUUGGGAAGCCGUUCCAGUUUUAUCCGACGCACAGUCAAAUGAUGUCGAGCUGGUCGAGGCCUUUGCCGCUCCUAUCCUCAACAAAAGGGAGACUUCGCGGUUGGUUCGCGAGCUGAGUGGAAUCUACCCUCUGAGCCAGCUACAGCACAUCAAGCGAGUUCGGGCAUGCAAGGAGAAAAACAGUCCUCACCCCCUGGAAGUCCUAUUGUGUCUCACUGCAGAAGCUCCAGACAGCGAGUUGGUCAGUAUCAAGUCAUUGCUGCCGCCAGAGGAAAUCAACCACGAUGGACUAGGGGAACCUUUUGUGGUAAAAGUUCCUGCAAGGGCCCCUCUGACCAGGCCCCAGUUUGAGAUAGCUAGCAAGUACUGGCCUACCUCUUUUCAUGAGGACAAGCACGUGACUGUUGCCCUGAGCGGAGAACUCUUCAGCACAGCCCAGAAGACCCGAAUGCACACGUACAUGUCGGCAGCUCUGGUGGCAGCCAAAGAGGCUAAAGGUCUGGGAAUGGAAGCAGUGGGUGCGGUGGUGGUUGAUCCAGCAACCGAGACUGUAAUCGCUGUAGGCCACGACUGUCGGACAGACCAUCCUCUUCAUCAUGCCGUCAUGGUGUGCAUAGACCUGGUGGCCCGGAGUCAGGGGGGCGGCUGCUACAGCUUUGACCAGUACCCUGCAUGUAGUUUUACCUCUGUGGCCUCAGACCCCAGUGCAGGAACGAGCGCUCUACCAUACAUCUGCACAGGUUAUGACAUCUAUGUGACCAGAGAGCCCUGCGUCAUGUGUGCCAUGGCGCUGCUACACUCCAGGAUCGGUCGAGUGUUCUACGGCUGCAGCUUCGUUGAUGGUGCCUUAGGCACCAAGUUUAAAAUCCACGCACAGAAGGAGCUGAAUCAUCGGUUUGAGGUGUUUAAAGGAGUAAUGGAAGGGCAGUGCCAGGAACUUUAUCAACAAGAAAAGGGCCCAUGAUUUGUGACAUCAAAACAUCAUGUUUUUGUAAGGAAUCGUUUAAAAUAAACUUUUUGCAUUACCCCGAACGACCAGUAGAUGGGGCUAUCGUGUUUAAAUUCCUCAUUUCAUGGGUGAAAAAUUUUUAUCUCACAUUUUCACCAAUUUAUAGAAGUCAACGUAACUGAUAUAUAAUAUAUAUUAUAUAUAUAUAAUAACAAUGAAACUUGGAAAU
This is a messenger RNA of Synchiropus splendidus (mandarinfish), 1351 nucleotides long. It is a transcript of the gene adat3, whose product is annotated as adenosine deaminase tRNA specific 3. The transcript has 2 exons. The record is from RefSeq and is a predicted model, not a curated record. Gene Ontology annotation, molecular function: tRNA-specific adenosine-34 deaminase activity. Lineage: Eukaryota; Metazoa; Chordata; Actinopteri; Syngnathiformes; Callionymidae. Gene Ontology annotation, cellular component: cytoplasm; nucleus. The coding region runs from base 130 to 1137 and encodes 335 amino acids.